AUGCCAAAUCUUCUACAGUCACCUGUCCAUCUCCUUGACAUAGCCAUUUAUCUAAUUGCUCACGAACAAAUAGCAUUCGUAUCUUGCUCUCCGACUCCAAGCACUACCCCAACCACCACGUCCAAACGAGACGGCGCCUCCCACCAAUUCAAAGCUCAGUUCAGAAACCCAUCCGAGAUAUUCUCCGUACUCCUGCUCAUUGGAGGGGACACCAUCCAGAAAGCCGUAGCUCAAAUGACAGGGCGAAAAGUAACGCUCGUGGCGUUCAGUUUUGGCUGGGUUGCACACUCAUUUAGCGCUCUGGUGGCAGCUUUCGGGGACGGGGCACUGAUGCCGAAACCUGAUGUUUCUGCUUCGGUGAUUGUCGUCUCGUCUCGGAAUAAGAAGAGCAAUAGCUCUUGGGUUCUUGGACGUCUCGUGAGAGACCUCGAGCGCAUUGUUGACGAGAAGAUGGAGCCGUGGGAACGAGACUCUGGCCUCAUCGUGAGCGUAUUUGAUGCCAUUGAAGGGGGCAAGCAGCCCACAACGGACGUCUGCUUCUACUCGUUCUUCAUAUGUUGUUUCAUACAACUUUUCAUUGCCGCUGUGCCCAUUGUACUGCACCGCGACUGGUCCAUCGUCUUGAUUACUCUGGUUGGUACCAUCCUCAGUAUCUGCACUGGAUCCCUCCGAAAAUGGCGCGAGGAGAAAUACUCAUGUCGAGAAGGAUCGAAAGAGUCCUACAUUCUCACCCGUGGAAACGGUCACAGACAUGUCUUUAUUGUGCGAGGAAAUGAGCGUGGGCUUGGCCUGGCUCUGGAUGAUUUGGCUGGUGCAGUCGUUCAAACAUGUAGAAGAACCCGACUGGCCUGCGGACUGUCCGCCUUCCUAUGGUUUGCUUUCCUAGUCACUGCAGGUGGCUUGGAUGGCAAUAAAUGGUGUCUCCUCGGCGUUGGAACCGUUGGCAUGAUCCAGAACGUUUUUGUAGCAGGAAGAAGACGAAGUCCUCAUUCUCACGGGAUUCCGCUGAGCGAGCUUCAUGAGUCUAUCCUCGGGAAGGUAACUGUUAGGGACCGGAGGCCGAAAGUCAUGGAUGUUCUGUUCCAGGUUGAAGAGAAGUAUCCCGGGAUAGGACUUGCUAUUCGGCCCGAGUUUUUCGAGGAUUGUUCGUUGAGGGAGGAAGAAAUAAAGACUUGGGCUGCUCAUGAGCGCAAGCUGGAAGAUAUAAAAGCGAAGGAGAAAUUCGAGAGGGAAGCCAGCAGGGGAAAUUUGGCUGGAUCAAUUGGCUGA
Messenger RNA from Cadophora gregata, 1269 nucleotides. RefSeq lists its product as uncharacterized. NCBI's taxonomy places the organism in Eukaryota, Fungi, Ascomycota, Leotiomycetes, Helotiales, Ploettnerulaceae. The transcript has 2 exons. Bases 1 to 1269 code for a protein of 422 amino acids. The record is from RefSeq and is a predicted model, not a curated record.